GCCGACAAGAUGACCGAGUCGUGUGUCCGGGGACUAGGGGCGGGUUGGGGCUGGGGCUGGGGCUGUGCUGGGGAUGGGGAUGGGGAUGGGGCCCGAGUACGAUAGAUUUCAAUGUCCGGGAGUCGUGCUCGCGCCGUGGAGCUCGCGAGAAGAAUCAAUGCUGCGAAAUGCUCGUCCUCGUCAAUAACCCGCCGCAAGACGUGUCGGGGUCUGCAGUCGUUUAUGGCUUAUCGCAUUUGUGAAUAGAUGACUGUCGGGCCAAGUCACUCGCACGUAAGCACCAACGGUUGCAGCAGCAGCAGCAGCAGUCGAUCCGAUCGACAGCCCGAUCGAUCGGCCUCCUUUCGCCUCGCGAGUAUCCAGCACCUGUGAGAGCACUAUGUGCGCAUACAGGAGAUGUCGGCCCUUCCGCUGAGCGACAGAGAGCUCGUUCCGGUUGUGCGAAUGACGUGGCCCCGAUCGAGGUCGUCAUCGAUAAUCCAUCGAGUCGUUGCCCCUCGAGCUCAGGUGCACGAGAAGACGAUCACUCGGUCGCGGUCGCCCGAUCGAGAUCGAGCUCGAGCUCUUCCCCGUUCAUAAGCCGUCUAAAGCAUUUCCGAUUCCUCGACCGCGCAUGGGCAAGUGAGUGAAUUAGUGGGUGAGUGAGUGGGAGGCGAGGAAGGCCGAUAGAUUUCGAGCGCUGGUGCUGCUGCUCGCAUUUUCUACGGUUUCGACCAUGUCUGCAAAGGAUUCGGGGGUGGGGAUGGUGCGGCCGCGCUCCCCCGGAUCGCCAUCGUCGCCUCGGCCAGCGAAGGUGCAGAAGGUGUCAGGAUUGCGAUGGUCGGACAAGCUGCCGAGCGAGGACGAGCGAGGGCCGGCAGUGCCCGCCGCGCCUCGGGAGCCCGUGGUGAUCCGGGAGUUCGACGCCAGCAAUCCGCAGGAGGUGGCGCACUUCACCUGCGCCUCGGGCGAGCUUCUAUGGGGGCAUCUCAACACAGCCAUCGAGGGCUCCAUGUCCGAGCUGAUGGACACGGGCGGCGGCCCGCACGACACUUCCACCGGGGGCACCAUCCUCCAGAGCACCUUCCGCUAUCGCGCUAAGGCGCGCAAAGGUGCUUGGAAGGUGGAGCCGGCCUUCAUCGGCGACUGGCACAUCGGCUAUGUCUGCUACCACGAGACCGUGAAUGGGCUCGACAUUCUGCGCCAGGCCGCCAAGGUCGGCAUCUGCAACAGCAGCGAUCAUCCGACCCGCGACGUGGUCUACGUGAAUCGCUACGACUGGGGCCACUGGCACUCCCCGGGGCUGCAGCUCGUGCUGGACACGCUCGGCCUCGGCAAGAGCGAGGACGAUGUCCGCAACCUGGGGCCCAACAAUCCCGACGCGAAUUACCUCUGGCACCUCAUUUCCACGCGCUUCCUGCUGCUGGAUCCCAUAGGGCUGCCGGUGCUCAUCCAGGCGCUGAAAGACGGGGAGAAAUUGCAGAGGAGGAAUUAUCUGUUCUCGUAUCCUCCUCCUUCCGCCGAAUCUGCAGCUCCUGCUCCUAAUGGAUCGGUCGCCGAGGUCGAGGGGGAAGCCCAACCCCCUGAAGCUGAUUCCUCUGCACCUGCGAAUGCUUUGAAUGCUGGGAAUGCUGAGGCUGAUGUCUCUGCUUCUGCUUCUGAAACAGCCAAUGGAUCUGCGGGAGAGGAGCGGAAGGGCGCUGAAGCUGCUGAGUCCACGAGCACGGAUGGUGCUUCCCGAGACCAUUUUGGGUUGAAUUUGGCGACGAAACAUACAGAGUACGAGUUAGGGUGGAUGAUUUUCGAGAAAGGAGAAUUAGUGGGAUUCGUUUACGAUGGGGAGUAUAGUGCAUUGGAGAUUUAUCCCGAGGGCAGCGAAAUGAGGCUGGGUGGGAAGGUCGUGCCGCCGCCGGAUCAGGCCUCGGAUGAAGAAGAAGAUCCUCCUUACUCCCCGUCGACGGCGUCAGAGUCAACGGAUUCCGAGGCAUCAACGAGAUACUAUGUCGGAUCGGAGGACGAGAGCGAGGCAGGCUCACAAGCUGCUUCGGGUCAAACUGGAGCAUCGAAGGAGAAUCCUGGAGAUGAGGAGGAGGAGCUGGGUGAUGAGAACAUGUCGAAAGAGACUGCGGAAGCACCUAAAGCUCUCGAAACCAUCGUCGAGGAAGAUCCAUCGGAGCCCUGCGAACAAGGGACGAAUGCAAAGGGAGCAGCUUGAUCCUGGGCAUGAUUUGCCCAAGGGUUUAAGUUGUGUCACAGAAGAUUUGCACUUCGAGUCUUCAAAUUUUUGAUCUUUUGGAGGGGCUGUAUGCUUGAUUACCCUCUCCUUCAUUUACAUCGUGCUCCAUGUACAUUACAUGAGACAACUGGACAAGUACAAUUUUAUGUGCAACGAGGGAACUGCGUUGUCCAUAUAUUUAUUCAAAGCAGUCGAUCACACUCAUUCAGGUCACACACAGUGUGUGCUUAAAGCAGAGGUAAGAUUUUGAGGUCGGAAAACUCUGAACAAUUUUUGUCCUGCUAUCUUACUGAUCCACUAAUUUCGCUUUCUUCUAACGAAUCUUUGGUGCCUCCCCGUCUCUUGUUGCAUGAAUGGGGGGAUUAUCCUUUUAUUUUGUAUGAGGUUGCAGAGGUCAUUUGUGGCUUUAUAUCACAUUUUACCUCUUAUACUUCAUAGGAAGUGCAUUUGAGUAGAGUAUGUUUUCUUCCUUCGACUAGCGAUGAUCCGACCUUUGGCUUUGAAAUGAGUAAGCAGCAAAUUUGUCUAAUUUGAUAUUCUGUUGUUGCUACACGGAAUCGUGAAUGUUCAGACACUAACACGUGAGGAGUAAUGCAUGUUAACGUCUGAACAUUUACGAUUCAGAGUCACGGCUUAAGCCAGCUUAAGCCAGCUGUAAGUCGCGGUGGAUGCUGUAGCUCAGCAAUGAAAUACGAACUUUCAUUUAUUUCCAC
Marchantia polymorpha subsp. ruderalis is the source of this 2928-nucleotide messenger RNA. Lineage: Eukaryota; Viridiplantae; Streptophyta; Marchantiopsida; Marchantiales; Marchantiaceae. The record is from the annotation of a GenBank genome assembly.